Ostreococcus lucimarinus CCE9901 is the source of this 1368-nucleotide messenger RNA. RefSeq lists its product with no specific name. Gene Ontology annotation, biological process: galactolipid biosynthetic process. The record is from RefSeq and is a predicted model, not a curated record. Gene Ontology annotation, molecular function: digalactosyldiacylglycerol synthase activity. Gene Ontology annotation, cellular component: chloroplast outer membrane. The coding region runs from base 1 to 1368 and encodes 455 amino acids. NCBI's taxonomy places the organism in Eukaryota, Viridiplantae, Chlorophyta, Mamiellophyceae, Mamiellales, Bathycoccaceae. The transcript is spliced from 2 exons.
AUGACCGGGACGGCGGUGAAUCCAUUGCUUCGCGCCGCGUACCUGGCUCGACGAGGAAUUCACGACGUCACGCUCGUCAUUCCUUUUCUGGCGCCUAACGAGCAAAAGCUCGUGCACCCCGGAAUGAUUUUCAACACUCCGGAGGAACAGGGCGAGUACGUCAACAAGUGGGUCGAAGAACGUUGCGGAUUUAAGCCGCAAAUGAAGCUGUCGUUCUACCCGGGGAGAUACGCGACGGACAAGUACAGCAUCAUUCCGGUUGGCGAUUUGACGUCGUACAUUCCGGGCGAUCGCGAAUCAGACAUAGCGGUGUUGGAGGAGCCCGAACAUCUCAACUGGUACCACUCCGGCGAACGAUGGACGGACAAGUUCAAGCACGUCGUGGGCAUCGUGCACACAAACUACCUGGACUACGUGCGACUCGAAGAGAAUGGCGAAAUCAAGGAGAAGGCUUUGAAGUUUGUGAACAACGUCGUCUCGUCGGUGCAUUGCCACAAGGUGAUCAAGCUCUCUGAUGCGGUGCAAGAGUUUCCAAAGAGUACGACGAUGAACGUGCACGGCGUUUCGCCGAUCUUCCUAGACGUCGGCGCGAAGAAGGCGAUCGAGGCGACGAAAGAGAAAGACGUCGAGAUGAAGAGAAGUAAAAAACCCGUGUUCACGAAAGGAGCGUACUUUCUCGGCAAGGUUGUGUGGGGAAAGGGCUACAAAGAGCUUCUCGACCGCGUCUCAGAGCACAACGUGAGUGAAGACGGACGCGAGUGCCCGCUAGAGCUCGACGUGUUUGGCAACGGCGACGACUUCGCCGAAGUCAAAUCCAACGCCGAAAAGAUGAAGCUGCCACUGCAUUUCCACGGCCGCAAAGACCACGCCGCGUCGGACAUUCAUGACUACAAAGUCUUCGUCAACCCAUCGCUUUCCGAUGUCGUCGCCACGACGACCGCGGAGGCGUUGGCGAUGGGCAAGUUUGUCGUGUGCGCCAAGCACCCGAGUAACGAGUUCUUCUCCACCUUCCCCAACUGCCUCGUGUAUAACACCCCGCAAGAGUUCACCAAGUGCGUGAAGCAAGCGCUUACGUCCGAACCUGCGCCUCUGAGCGCGCAGGACUCGUACAGGCUGUCUUGGGAAGCCGCGACGGAUCGAUUCCUAGACGCCGCCGAGUUGAGCCCGCGAGACGUCAACCCGUCUCUCGGCGACAAAGCUAAGGAAACGUUCGCGCACGCCAUGCACACCACAAUGAACAAAAUUGAGCCCAUUCGUCGCGCCACGGGCGCUGGCAACAAUACGCUCAAAGCUCCGGAAAAACUCGAUGCGUCGUGGGUCCCGGAACCUUGGGAUUCGUCCGCGCGAGACUCCAAUCGCAAAUCGUAA